AUGCCGAUUUCUCAAAUAAACUAUCAAAAUUAUUCUGUAAAGUUACAACUAGAUUCAACAUUUCUCAUAAUUACAGUUGAAAAUGAGCAAUCUAAAUUUUAUAUAAAGAUUGAUAAUAAACAAUGCACAGUUGUUACCAAUGGUCUCUGUGAAACGAGUGAACAAUUGUAUGAACUUCUGCACGAUUUGUUAAAUAAGAAUGAACAUCAAAAAUUGUAUCUUUUUCUAAUCCAUAAGAAACUAAUCGAGUUACACGUAGACUUUACUAUCUUUUUCGGAAAUACUGUUCAACGAAAAUGGAGCUUUGUCAUUCAUCUGAACCAACAAAAUGGUGAUGCUGCUGAGUCAACCAAAACCCUUGAUCCUACUGACUGGGUACAAACACGGGUUCUCGGUCAUCGAAUGAUGGACGAUAUGCUCAGUUAUCUACAGAAUAUUCGAAGCCGACCUCCGUGGCAACCGAUGCCACAAAAUGUUAAAGACUAUUUCAAACAAGAUUUACCAUAUGAUGAAAAAUGUGCAUUUGAUGUUUAUGACGAUUUCAAAACAAACAUUCUACCUUACCCUGUUGGUAAUAUUCAUCCUCGAUUCUUCGGUUAUGUGCAAGGAGCAGGAACGGUAAUAGGAGCUUUAUCAGGUCUGCUGACAGCUACCAUGAAUACAAUGUCGUGGGGUGGAGAACAAGCAAGUAUUUAUGCUGAAAAACAAGUAUUGCAGUGGUUAAAAACUCUAAUGGGUUUUCCGCAAGAAUCAAGUGGAGUUUUGGUCAGUGGGACUUCGAUAGCGACUUUAAUAGCAUUCACUCUUGUGCGUAAGAAAUAUACACCGGCUGAAUUCGCUGAAACAGGUUUUAGCCAGUUGAAUAAUCCUUUGCGAAUUUAUUGUUCCUCUGAAGCUCAUAACUGUCUGAUACGUGCUGCUCAAAUCUUAGGAAUCGGGACACGAAAUGUUGUUAUCAUUCCUGCGAAUCAGAAUCAUCAGAUAGACUUAGAAAAGCUCGAACAAGCUAUUAGAAGUGAUAAAGAGGCUGGAGCUAUUCCUAUGUGUGUUCUUGGAACAGCAGGCACUGUUGGAACAGGUAGCAUUGAUGAUCUGAAUGGUAUUGCUGAUUUGUGUGAGAAAUACAGUCUCUGGUUUCAUGUUGAUGGCGCAAUUGGAGCUGUGGCUCGAUGUUCAAAACGACUUGCCCCACUAGUAGCUGGUAUGGAAAGAGCGGAUUCUUUAGCAUUUGAUCUUCACAAAUUGUUUUCUAUACCCUACGAGGCGGGUUGUAUUUUGAUUCGUGACGCGGCACUUCAUACAGCAACGUUUGCAAAUCCUGCUACUUAUCUGACACUUCUUGACGGCGGUGUCACACCCGCACAUGAAACAUUUUUUAAUGAUUAUGGAAUUGAACUAUCCCGUGAUACAAAAGCAAUAAAAGUGUGGAUGUCACUGAAAGGAUAUGGCAUUGAAAGAUUCGCUCGAGUGAUUGAACAGAGUGUUGAUCAUGCACAAUAUUUUGCUUCGAAAGUACGAGAAUGUGAUCAACUAGAACUGAUAACUACCGGUUCAUUCCAAAUCGUCUGUUUCCGAUUUGUUCUGCCUAAUAAAACCGUGAACAUCCUAAAUAAACUUAACAAAAGACUUUUGGUUGCAAUUCAAGAACGAGGUAUAGCUGUUCCUUCACCCUAUACUGUUGAGGACAAAUUUGCCUUAAGAGUUUGCAUAACCAAUCAUCGGACGACACGAGAGGAUCUGGAUUAUUUUCUUGAGAAUCUUUUAAUCGUUGGAAACGAAUUAGGAGCUCAUAUGUAA
This is a messenger RNA of Didymodactylos carnosus, 1797 nucleotides long. The record is from the annotation of a GenBank genome assembly. NCBI's taxonomy places the organism in Eukaryota, Metazoa, Rotifera, Eurotatoria, Philodinida, Philodinidae.